AUGGUGGAGCGACGUGAGCCAGUGGGUGCUGAAACAGCGCGUGUACGGACGUUAGUAACACAGAAGGUUGCACCGCUGCAACAUCACCGUCCGUUUUCAAUGCAGCCGGAGGCACAAAGCAGUGAUACCUCGGAUGAUGAUUCCAGUAAAGCAUCCAUCAUGCCACCAAGUAACGAGUGCUUGCAACAGCGGCCGGCUGCAAAACCACAUCCUCGGGCUUAUUCCACUCUGCAAAGGUCAAUUAAGGUGGGGACUGAAAUUUGUUGGAAAACUGAAUUUGAAGAGCAUGCUUUGAUUUGA
Molecule: messenger RNA, 300 nt
Organism: Gongylonema pulchrum
Lineage: Eukaryota; Metazoa; Nematoda; Chromadorea; Rhabditida; Gongylonematidae
Source: the annotation of a GenBank genome assembly